Messenger RNA from Galendromus occidentalis (western predatory mite), 1987 nucleotides. Its product is annotated as 4-coumarate--CoA ligase-like 6. The transcript is spliced from 9 exons. Lineage: Eukaryota; Metazoa; Arthropoda; Arachnida; Mesostigmata; Phytoseiidae. The record is from RefSeq and is a predicted model, not a curated record. Bases 76 to 1719 code for a protein of 547 amino acids.
UCAGUCUCUCACGGAUCUAUCUCUGCCUGCGACGACUUCUGGGGCGAGACUGAGCGAUUUCUACAGCGGAGGAAGAUGACGGUCUACACGUCUCCAUUCGGAGAUUUCGAUGAAGAGUUGACGUCCAACAACCACGGCCUUCUCCUCAGGAGCGCUUGGGCUAAGAAUGGAAGGACGACGUUCACUGACGCCGUGUCCGGACUCAGCUACACGGGAUCAGAUCUCGCAAAACUUUCCAAGAUCUUGGUGAAUUCUCUUCACGCGGUCGGUUUGAGGGCCGGCGAUAUUGUCUCGAUUUGCUGCCUGAACACCGUGCGCACGCCAUUAUUGCUCUCAGCGAUUUGGUCACUCAAUGCUGUGGGGAGCGGCCUGGAUUUCGGUUUCUCCGCAGACGAAUACCAGGACCUGACGUCCGUGUACGAGCCAAGGGCUUUCGUCUGUGUUAAGCAGAACCUCUCCGUGGCUCUCCAAGUUCGGGAAGCCUCGAGUUCCAUCAAGUGGAUAAUCGUACUCGACGACGACAGCGAGAAUCGUACAUCAUCCACCGAGUCCCUGGUCUUCUCCUUCGGAUAUCUCUGCGUCUUAGACGCUAAAGAUGCUCCUGAAAUCGAAGUGCAGCCGGACAUCUUGGCGUACAUGCCUAGAACAAGCGGAACUACAGGACGCUCUAAAGCAGCAAUGCACACGCACCGUACUCUCAACGCAGGCGUCCUCAUGCAGUCCGCUCCGGAUGUCAUGCCCUUCGACAGCGAUAUCGUCGUACUAUCAACUUCAGCAUUGCACCAUGUCUAUUGCCUUUUCGAUGUUUUCGCGAGCUGUUCGUAUCGUGGCUUCCAUUUCGUUCAUUCUCAGAGCAAUGACGCCGAGAUUAUAAUGCACACGAUAGAGCGAUACAAGGUGUCGGCAUUCUUCACAACGCCCUACAUCGUCCUUUCAAUGCUGAACUUGUUCAAGACUGGCAGCGAAAUCUGUGGGAAGGUUUCCUUGCGUUCGCUAAAAGUAUUGGUGACGGCUUCGAAUGUCUUUCCCGAAGAUUCUCUCGCUUAUCUCCGUCAGUGUCUUCCGGACCUUGAAUGCUUCGGAAAUCUGUACGGUCAGACCGAGAUUACCGCAGCGUUUAGUCAUCCGUUCAGAGGAUUUCACAAAUGUUCAGCGAUUGGACAAGUUCUCUCUCGCGGAAAAUUCCGGAUUGUUGAUCCGAACACUCUGGAGGAUCUGCCUGUAGGAUCGAGGGGAGAACUCCUUGUGAAGCUACCGGAUCAGAUGAUCGGAUAUUACAAAGAUCCCGACGCAUUCGAGAAAUCUAUGGUGCAGGACAAGUGGUAUCGGACUGGAGAUAUCUGCAUCGUCGACGAUGAGGGAUUCGUGUUUCUCGUCGAUCGGCUCAAGGAAUUCAUUAAGACAAAAUUCACCACCAUAUCGCCAGGGGAGGUUGAAGCUAAAAUUCUUCAACACCCACUCGUGAAAGACGUCGCGGUCUUGGGCCUCCCGCACCCUAUCCUCCAGAAUGCUCUGCAUGCCAUUAUCGUACCGAAUUCCUCCGGACUCGAUGCUGAUGCUAUUCAUCAAUUCUUGGCGGAGAAGGCGCCCGACAUCUACAAACUGGAGGGAGGAAUAACGUUCUGCGAGGCCAUCCCGCGUUCCGAUAUCGGAAAACUUGUUCGCCGGAAUCUGCUCCGUUGGGUUCUUGACAGAGUGACCGAUUCGACUCCGUCUUGAAUUGAAGCCGAGGCAUCGCCGCGGGCAAAUCCAGAUCCUCAUCCAAGGGCGUUCGAUUAGAAUGAGAUUUUGCCCAUUACUCUCCUUCUCGAGGUCGAUCACGAUUCAUAUCGUGCGGCAUCGCAUCGGUCCUGUGCAGAGCCGUAUCCAAGAAAAAUUUAUUCCGUUAUGCUCGACUACAGGGUGCCUCAUCAUUUUGGACCCCCGGCCCCCCGAAAACUCAGUCUGCGCCCCUCCGAAAAAAAAACCCUGCAAACGCUUCUGGUCC